AUGACUGGCCUGCGUCCACACCUGAUUUGAUGAUAGGGAGUAAAGUUGUUGGACGCGUCGACAACUUCAUUUAUCUUGGACUUACAUCACCUAUGACGAAGGCGAGAUAUCCGUUUGUCAAUUAGGGAAUGAGUAUAUUGCUCAACAGUUCGUUCUGUUCUACUUUACGGCUACAAAACUCGGCUAUUAAGAGUAGAAGAUACUCGUAAUUUACUAAUAUUUGAUCACAUUAAUAUUGCUCUCAUCUUCUGGGAUCACCAGAAAAGUAAUAAUGAGGUUAGACACAGAGUAUUAGAGAACGAUGAGGUUGUGAAUCUUCGACUGAAAUGGUGGGGUCACUUAUUAUCAUGCCCAACCACCGAUUACCACGAUAUCCAAUGCUGACUAGUGUUGAAGAUGGAUGGAAAAAGUCAAACCAAGAAGUGACAUCAGUGCUUGAAUUCACUAACUUCUGGUCUGAGCCAUGUUGGUAGAUUCAGACUACUUGGUUGGGGUCAGCACAACUAUCUUAACCAAUGGUUGGAGACUCUGGGUGACAUGUUCUAUAUCCUUUUUGCAAUCUUUCUUUUAUAUAUUACCACCUUUGAAUUAACUACUUUUAUGAAUCCGGUGUCCUUGUUGUGUUAAUGAGGUAUAGCAACUUGGACCGAUGCAUAUAUGUGCCUGAUCCUACGUUGUAGCUGACUGGGUGACAUGGCUCAGAAUCGGUCACAUUGGGAUGAUUGGACUUACGAACAGUUGCUAGGCAUUUGCAAAGGUCUUCACUACAGUUUAUGGAUGCAGGACAAGUUGCUGCUGAAGGAACAAACGGUCGUCCGGUUAUGUAACAUAUUACCCAAUAUUGAGGACAACACGGUCACAUUGUAUUAUUCUUAUGCUAUGUUUGAAACACUAGCAAGAGAAUGGGACAAUUUAGAUUACUGGAGGGUAGACAAAUUUAUGCUGCUCGGACGAGAAUUUUUUACGAGAGGCCUUCAGUUUAUUUCUUGCAAAAAACCUGAAAUUUUACCUUCAUUUGUGGAGGCCAUUUUCACCAAGAUAUUGAACAAUGACAUAAAUCAUGCUGUUGGUCUAAAAUUGCAUUUCUGCACUCUAAUAGGUGAAGAACUUCCGAAAAAGAACGUAAAAAUGUUAUCUCUGCAGUUAGUCUUUCAAUAUCUCCUGGUUUUACUAGCUUCCCUACCGAAACACAACAUUUACGCUCACAGUGUCCUAUCUCUGAUUACUCGGAUAACAAAGCUUAUUCGAAGACGUCCACAAUGUUGUUUGGAUCGUAUUAUGAAAUGUCUUGAGAAUAUUUUAAGCAAAGAUUCCUCCUAUAGAAACGCUUUAAAACGAGUCGACACAAAUCUAAAAAGAAUUCUGGCAAAUAGAGAAACUACAUCAGUAGCAACCGAUGGACAGAUUCCCACGCUAUGUGCAGAGUCGUCACCUGAGACGACAAAUCUCGUUCCCAAUACUUGUGAGAAUGUAAAUAGUGAAGGUGGUUCAUCAGAGCUUAAGAUCGGAAAGAAAAAAAUUCCGAAGGUUUUAAAGAAGAAAAAACGGGUGAUUAAAAAACGUUCAUAUGCUGAGACCGCUAACCCCGUAAAUAUAGAGUUCAGCAAUCAAGCUGAUGAUUUUGUCGAAGAAUCACGUCCGAAGAGAAUGAAGUCUGAAAUACCCACAAAGUCUGUUGACGAAUGCACAGCAGUUCCAUGUGUAGUUCCUGAUUCUCCAUGCCCUUUUUCAGCAUGUGAUGAUGAAUCCAAACCAAACGUCGGUCAAUUUAUAUCUCCUAAUGUUUCAAUAAGUGGCAACUCUGCUUCUGCAGAAAAGUGUACUUCAAACACUCCGCUUUCUUCUGAAAGACGUGUAUCCUUCGGUAAGGUAUUUCGUAAGAAAUUUAACUCAGCUCGUUGCAUCUCCCUAACCCCACCGGUUAGUGUUAUUCCAGCCAAGGGAAUUUUAAGAAGUAACAAAUCUAUAGCUGAUGACGCGAAAGCUAACGUUUCGUUCUAAUUUAAGUUGUAAUUUUGUACAUAUAAAUGAAAUAAACACAACGUUUAUGUAUCAGUCUCUUUGGAAAUUACAUGUUAGGUAACAGAAAAAAACUUUUUACGCCAAUCUUAGUACUCU
This is a messenger RNA of Schistosoma curassoni, 2118 nucleotides long. The record is from the annotation of a GenBank genome assembly. NCBI's taxonomy places the organism in Eukaryota, Metazoa, Platyhelminthes, Trematoda, Strigeidida, Schistosomatidae.